Molecule: messenger RNA, 504 nt
Organism: Kluyveromyces marxianus DMKU3-1042
Lineage: Eukaryota; Fungi; Ascomycota; Saccharomycetes; Saccharomycetales; Saccharomycetaceae
Gene: LDO16
Product: Ldo16p
Exons: 1
Coding region: 1-504 (167 amino acids)
Source: RefSeq, a predicted model, not a curated record
AUGAACCCUAAAUCGUUAGCGCAAUUCGCAUUCCACUUGGCGGCUUUUGUCAGUAUCGCGUUUGUUGCUUCCAUGUUUGUUUUACCGUUUAUAACCGUAUCAUUUGUGCUUUCGUCGAUGACUGUUGGUUUGUCAUUUGCCAGUCGUUCGUUCUUCCAGGUGGGUAUGUUCUUUUACGACAGAUUUGUAAUGUUCUUGCAAGUUCAAUUGAGAAGCAUGAUUGAACAAAUGCCUUCGAACCAGCCUACAGGAUAUAAUUUGAAGAAACCAGCCAAGCCUGCCGCUGCUACUGCCGCUGCCGCCGCCGCUACUGCUACUGCUACUCCUUCUAGUGCGAAUGCCGCUGAGAAUGUCCCUGUAGUUACCACAGAGUCGCUAAUUGCGGAGGAACCAAAUAUCGACAGAUUAUUGAUAAAGAAAAGCCAACCUCCAGUGCCAACUGAGACUCUGGGGGCCAAUAUCCCACUGCAUUCCAUUGAGGAAUCUCUUUUGGACACUGCUUAG